This is a messenger RNA of Condylura cristata (star-nosed mole), 1389 nucleotides long. RefSeq names its product C1q and tumor necrosis factor related protein 7 (gene C1QTNF7). Gene Ontology annotation, molecular function: protein binding. NCBI's taxonomy places the organism in Eukaryota, Metazoa, Chordata, Mammalia, Eulipotyphla, Talpidae. The record is from RefSeq and is a predicted model, not a curated record. The transcript is spliced from 3 exons. Bases 189 to 1061 code for a protein of 290 amino acids.
UCUGGCUCCUGAGGGACUAAAGGAGAAAAUUAUUUUUAGCACAACUCUUUGGAAACCUCUGAGAUCUUGGAUCUGCUUUUCUGUCUGGUACCACAGCAAAUUUUUCUCUGCGUUCUCGUGAAAGAUCCUCAGGCUCUCGUGGACCUGAAAUCCUGGAGCAACGCACCGUCUCAAAGCCAGAGCCAAAGAUGUUCGUCUUGCUCUACGUUACAAGCUUUGCCAUUUGUGCAAGCGGGCAGCCCCCACGGGGCAACCAGUUCAAAGGCGAGAGCUACUCCCCGAGGUACAUCUGUAGCAUCCCCGGCUUACCUGGGCCUCCGGGGCCCCCUGGAGCAAAUGGUUCUCCGGGGCCCCACGGUCGGAUCGGACUUCCCGGACGAGAUGGGAGAGAUGGCAGGAAAGGAGAAAAAGGCGAAAAGGGGGCAGCAGGUUUGAGAGGUAAGACCGGACCCCUGGGCCUUACUGGAGAGAAAGGGGACCAAGGAGAGACUGGGAAGAAAGGACCCAUGGGACCCGAGGGAGAGAAAGGAGAAGUGGGUCCAGCGGGAGCCCCUGGACCAAAGGGAGACCGAGGAGAGCACGGGGAGCCGGGACCGCCCGGAGUUUGUAGAUGUGGCAGCAUCGUGCUCAAAUCCGCCUUUUCAGUGGGCAUCACGACGAGCUACCCAGAAGAGCGGCUGCCGAUCAUAUUCAACAAGGUCCUCUUCAACGAGGGGGAGCAUUACAACCCUGCCACAGGGAAGUUCAUCUGCGCUUUCCCAGGCAUCUACUACUUUUCUUAUGAUAUCACGUUGGCCAACAAGCACCUGGCCAUCGGGCUGGUGCACAAUGGGCAGUACCGGAUAAAGACCUUUGACGCCAACACUGGGAACCACGACGUGGCUUCGGGGUCCACGGUCAUCUACCUGCAGCCAGAGGAUGAGGUCUGGCUGGAGAUCUUCUUCACGGACCAGAACGGUCUCUUCUCAGACCCAGGUUGGGCAGACAGUCUGUUCUCUGGAUUUCUCCUCUAUGUGGACACAGACUAUCUAGAUUCCAUCUCAGAGGAUGACGAGCUGUGAUCACCUGACUUGGAUGCUCCAAGAGCCUGUGGCAGCCACUUUUGACUUAUCCUGGGACCCUGGCAGGCAGAACACCCAGACACAAGAUCCAAAGGGACUCCUGUCCAGAUGCCAGAGCAUUAAAGACAGUUCUAGCAGAAUCCACUAAAACAAGAUGAACCACCAAAUGGUUAAAAUCAAGCUGAAAUAAAUCACGUAAAACAAUCACCCUAUAUAUGAAUUCUCUUGAAAGCAAUAUUCAUAAAUAUUUAAACAAAUUAAAGACAAUGUUAACAAAUUUUCUAUUAAAUUCCCUGAGUGUUAAAACCAGCUGGUGAUGAUAUUGGCU